CUGAGACGGAGGGGAGCGGCGGCUGAGGCGGCGGCGGCGGCCGAGGAGGAUCGGGCGGCGGAAGAUGGCGGCGCCCGUGCUGCGGGUGUCGGUGCCGCGCUGGGAGCGGGCGGCCCGGUGCGCCGUGUGCGCCGCCGGCAUCCUCAUCUCCCUGUACGCCUACCACGUGGAGCGCGAGAAGGAGCGGGACCCCGAGGCGCGGGCCCUGUGCGACCUGGGGCCCUGGGUGCGCUGCUCCGCCGCCCUCUCCUCCAGAUGGGGUCAAGGAUUUGGUCUUUUGGGGUCCAUCUUUGGAAAGGACAGUGCAAUAAACCAACCAAACAGUAUUUUUGGACUUAUAUUUUAUAUACUACAGCUGUUACUUGGCAUGACAGCCAGUGCGGUGGCAGCUUUAAUCCUCAUGACCUCCUCGAUAGUGUCUGUGUUAGGGUCCCUGUACCUGGCGUACAUUCUGUACUUUGUGCUGAAGGAAUUUUGCAUUCUCUGUUUUAUCACAUACAUGCUGAACUUCAUUCUCCUUAUCAUCAACUACAAACGACUCGUUUACUUGAACGAAGCCUGGAAACGGCAGCUGCAGCCUAAGCAGGACUGACCCAGCCUGGACCCUCGGGAGACCCUUCGUCCAUUCAGUUUAUUUUGCAGUAAUUUUUUUUUUUUUAUUCUUCAUAUCAGACACUUUCCCUAAGAAUCUUAAACUGAUUUUUUAAAAAAUCCUGUAAAUUAGAAGGGGCCCUGUCUAUUUUCUGUGUCAAUCUUCUGUUUGACUAUGGACACAAAAGAGGAUACUCCGAGCCAAUCAAAGACAAGCUUUAACUUUCCUUUGAAGAUGUUUCUGAAAUAACAAAGUAGAGUUUUUUCUCCCCAGUCCCCAAUUGUCAAGUGAAGCAACAGUUGCUAGUAAUUCUCUUACAUGUAUAAAUUCAGUUUCAGGUAUUAAAAAUGUGAUCAUGACAUGAAAAUAUUUUAGAAUAGAGAUACUGUAUUAAAUAUUGCCAUGUUUACAGUAUGUAAUACAUUUUUAGCCGAUGGAUUGAAACAUGUAGAUUCAACUAGAAUCCAUUUAUGUGAUAUUGUCAAUAAAGGUAGAAAUAUUGGAUCCAUCCCUGCAGAGCUCACUCUACAGUUUAGUUUAAAGUGUAGCACUGAAGAAUUUUCAGCUCAUAGUUGACUAAUGAAAUAGUGGAAGGAGUCAGGAAGCCCAUCCAGGUGGGUAGCAUCUCAACAAAGGCACUAGUAGCUGUGGCUUCAGGGCUAGCCAGCCACUUGGACCUUGGGGUUUUGGUCCCCUGCCCCACACCUCUUCUCUGAGGAAGAAACUGCAGUUUAAAAAGAGAGAGAGAGAGGCCCCAGUCAAGCUUAUGUGAAGUCAUGAAACGGGACUGAUUGUUCCCUACACAGAAUGAGUGGCCCAGCCUGGCUGGCCACAAGGAAGGUGUCUCUGGGGUGUGGAGGAUGGGAAAGGGGGGAGGUGGGGCUGGUGACAUUAACUUAAGGGUCCUUAGGAGCUUCAUUUCUUCCAACAGUUGAGUUUUCCUCUAGACAUUUUUCAUACGAAUCGGUGCCAGACAGCCAAGCAGUGUUACAACCCAUUGGUAAUAGGUGUAUAAGUAAGCCCAAGGACUGUGAAGGAGGAUCGAGGUCCUGCGUAGCCCCAGGGAGGUUUCCUGAGUGGGUUGAGUUUUGUGCUAACUAAAGAGACCUAGAGGGACCCGGUGUAGGAUCUCAGAUUUGUGCUAUAUUUAGAAGUGAACUUUAGGCCUGACACCCUGCACUUCUCACCAGAGACUCAGUCUGCUUUGGAGGGAAAAGAAAGAAUUGGAGGUACCAAAGGAAGGGGGAGGCUCUAGGAGCACAGGCCUUGCUCUUUCUAAGAGCCAUUGAAAGUGCAGGAUGAGGAAUUUUUUAAAAAGCUGAUCGGAAUGAAUCCAGUGGAAGUUGAGUGUAUUUCUAUGGUCAACAUCCUAAAACAGAAUAUUAAAAGUGCCUUCUGUCUUCAAUCCUUAAACCAAAUAUUUUGUGUGUUGAACUCAGCAGGCAGAAGUGUCCUUGCUUUCCCCCCCACCCCACAUGAAUGGAAUAGAAUAACUCGCAGUAUAUAGAAAAGCACUGUAUGUGGUCAUUCUGGUCCUUAGGCUGAGCAGUAGCAGUAGCGUUGGUCCAGCUCCGUAGCGUUCCAGUGUAGCUGACAGGACUCGGGGAAUGAAUGAAUGUGAACACUAGAGGGCAGAGAGCAGCUUCGAAAGCGAGAAUCUGGAGAGUCAGCACAGUGCGAUAGUGGUUUUCAACUAAAAUCUCCUAGCUUAUAAAACGGAUAGCCUUUUCUGCCCACCGAGGAGGGAUAUUAGGGAUCUGGAUGUCUAAACUGCAAACCAAUUUAUUUAAAAAUGGCCUAAUCCAGUUGAAACAAAAAUUUCCUUUUCCUGCGAAUGUGAAUGUUUAAAGAACAAAUUUCUUAUAUGAAUCUCUUGUACUCUAAUGGUUUAAGAACACUAGGAGACAAUGAUGCUUGAACGUAAGUGAUUUUUUGGGGGGAGGAGAGUAUUGAUCAAUUUGUGAAAAGUAGUUUCAGUUUUGCUAAGGCAAUUCACUUAAGUUCUCUUAUCUAAGAUUUGGGAGGAGACGGUCUCAAUGAUUAACAGUGCUGUGGUAAAAAUAACAUCACUUAGGAAGCACUCCCACACGUACCUGUCCUACCUUGAGACGGUUUUCCAUCACAUUUUGUAUGAACCAGCAGUGUACGCUUCAAACUUCUCUCAAUGUUCAGUUCUCUUGCAGACUGAUUGAGAGGACACUGAAUCUAACAUUCACCUGGGGCCCUUACUAAGGCUUUCCUUUCUUUUUUCCUCUCAUAAGCCUUAGGGGAAGCACCACUGGUUAAUAUGUUGUAUAGAAGUUAGUUAUUUUGAUACAUUCCUGUGACUAGUAGACUUAAUGUGCUUUUUCUCCACAAAAGAGAUGAAUAUGUGCUGCUUGAUGUACGAACUUACCAUUCAUUGUAACUGUCUCUAUAAGCACCUGUACUCAUAGUAAGUAAGAAUCUGAUUUCAUAGUAUUUUUUUGCCCUUGAUCAACCCUGCCCUGCACCUCCCCCUUCAAUAAAAGUCACCAUAUUUGUCAAAUUUAAAUGUUGCUGUAGACUGGAAAAACAUUUUGGAUUGGACAUUUUGUUUUAGCCUGCUAACUUGAUUUGCCAACAUCCUUGAAGAAUGGGUUAGAGAAAAGAUAAUUUUAAAAACUCUUAGCCUUUUUUUUUUUUUUUAAGCAGGGUCUUUUGUCAUUCAUGUUAUUGGUGAAUUGCCUCAGAACAAAUGAAGCUCUCACACAUUUUUUGUAAGUUUUGAAUGUAAUUUUGAUGAAAUGAUUAAAACAAGUUGUGGAGGGAUUACAAAUUCUAGGGGGGUCUGGGGGAGGUUUGGGAUUUUCUUUUUUCCUUUCUGUUUUUGUCAUCUGAUGUCAUCUGGGGUGAAAAUCUUUUCUCUUCUGGUGAAAUAGCUCAGGGUUAACCAGUUGUGUGCCAGGAAUUGUACUUGUAUUUCAUGCAACUUCUCAUUAAAUCCGUUAUUAAUAAGAGUCCCAAAGUGUGUGGACUUGACUAUUUUCAGACAGAAGAGCAAAAAACUAAUCAAAACUUGGCUGCGAGAAAUGUUAGGAUUUCUGGAAUUACAGGCACAUAGGAUAAGGCAGAGAGGUAAGAAAUGAUGAAGACUAAACCCUGAGUGGCUUCAGCUCUCGUGGUUUCAUAUUUCCAUGGAUAAACAAGAGCAUCAAGAAUCUUCAGUUCUUUUAGAAUCUUGAGUUUGUGCUACUUGCUUGUGGUGGACUAGGAAAGGUUUCGGGGAAAUUUUCAGAUUCCCAGUUAUUGGCUGGACACAGUCCAGCCGAAGAUCAGUGUUAGACCAAUUCCUACAAAUUUAAAGGGAACACACACUUUCCCUCCUCCCACCUUUGACACCUCUUUGAAGGAGCGACUCGCAUCUGGAAGAGGCAACGUGAUCACCGACCUCCAUUGACCAUCAGAACUGUCCCAUCUCGAUGCUUCAGACGUCCGUGCGGGCUUUGAAUUUAGGUGGACUAAACCUCAAUAAAUCAUCUGAUAACCCUUGACUCUGGUUUGGUCAAACUUGUUUAAUGUGAUCCCCACAUUAGUGCAGAGAAGGUGAAAUGUUUCAUUUCUGUAAAACUGGCUUAAAGCAUGGCCUCAAUAUUCGGCAUGGGUUGAUCUGUAUAGUGAAUUCCAUGGGAAAUAUUUAUUACUAGUGCUUUAAUCUCCAAAGUAAACAUUCAUUUAAAGUGGAGCCAUCAGGCAGAUAUUCCUUUGAACAACAUCGAUAAGAUAUGUUCUAUAAAAGAGAUUGGGGACACAAUUUUUCUAAUUGGUAGAAAAAAAGACAAUAACCUUGUAAAUAUGUAAGAAUGCUUAUUUGUUGCACAGAAUUUUUUGGUAUAAAAUAAAUGUUGACAUUUUCUGUGGAA
Sarcophilus harrisii (Tasmanian devil) is the source of this 4473-nucleotide messenger RNA. It is a transcript of the gene VKORC1L1, whose product is annotated as vitamin K epoxide reductase complex subunit 1 like 1. The record is from RefSeq and is a predicted model, not a curated record. The coding region runs from base 65 to 592 and encodes 175 amino acids. Gene Ontology annotation, biological process: peptidyl-glutamic acid carboxylation; vitamin K metabolic process. Gene Ontology annotation, molecular function: vitamin-K-epoxide reductase (warfarin-sensitive) activity. Lineage: Eukaryota; Metazoa; Chordata; Mammalia; Dasyuromorphia; Dasyuridae. The transcript has 3 exons.